Molecule: messenger RNA, 2681 nt
Organism: Terrapene triunguis (Three-toed box turtle)
Lineage: Eukaryota; Metazoa; Chordata; Testudines; Emydidae
Product: acyl-coenzyme A thioesterase 5-like
Exons: 3
Coding region: 263-1603 (446 amino acids)
Biological process (GO): acyl-CoA metabolic process; fatty acid metabolic process
Molecular function (GO): fatty acyl-CoA hydrolase activity
Source: RefSeq, a predicted model, not a curated record
GGGCUGGGCGCGGGCGCGCUCCCCCUCCGCCCCCAGCUGCAGGAAGCGGCUUUCCCGGCCGGCAGAAGGGAGCAGCGUCCCCGGAAGAGCCUCUGCGGCGGGACGGAGGCGGCGCUGUGUCUCUGCGAUCGAUUGAGGCCGCCUUGGAGGUCUCCCAGCCCGGCCGCAGCGGGGCAGAGGCUGGUGUGUAGUGCCCGGCUCCGGGCCGCCCCGUGGCUGGUGGCGCGGAGAGGGGCGACGAGCGGGGUUGCCCUUACCCGCCAUGUGGCGAGUGGCCACAGCCAGGGCCUGGGCCGCCUGCUUGCGGCCUCCCAGACAGUGCCGGGCCCCGGGGCCGCGCUCCGGCAGCAGGGGGGCAGCGACCGUGGCCGUGGAGCCCGCGGCGGGGCUGGCGGACGAGCCGGUGGCGACCAAGGUGCUGGGGCUCGCCCCGGGGCAGCGGGUGACGCUGAGGGGACUCGUGGUGAACGAGCAGGGCUGCCUCUUCGACUCCUGCGCCCACUACCUGGCGGACAGCCGCGGGGAGGUGGACCUGUCCAGGGACACCUCCCAGGGCGGGGACUACACUGGGGUGGAGCCCAUGGGGCUGUUCUGGAGCCUCUCCCCUGCCGGUAUGGAGAGACCCUACCAGAGGCUCGUGCGGAAGCAGAUUAAGACCCCCAUGAAGGUGGAGGUGUCAGUCCACCAAGGGCACAGUCAUCCUGGCACCAUCCCGGGGCAGGUCCUAGCCAAGGCCAAUGUGGAGAGAUGGUUCACUGCCCCCGGUGUGCGAAGGAUUAGGCUGAAAGAGGGCAGCGUGAGAGGCAGCCUGUUCCUACCCUCAGGGGACGGCCCCUUUCCAGGAGUGAUCGACAUGUUUGGUGAUGAAGGUGGAUUGAUUGAGUUCAGAUCCAGUCUCCUAGCCACCCAUGGCUUUGCUGCUCUUUCUCUGCCCUAUUUUGACUUUGAGGAUCUGCCCACUGUCAUGAAGGAUUUGCACCUCGAAUACUUUGAGGAGGCAGCUAGAUUUCUACAGCGUCACCCAAAGGUGAAAGGGCCAGGGAUUGGAGUAAUCGGGACAGGGAAAGGGGCAGAACUGGCAUUUUCCAUGAUUACUUUCCUGCCGCAGGUGGUGGCUGCUGUCUGUAUCUCUGGCUGUAGUGCCAAUACAGUCGCUGCUCUUCACUAUGGUGAGAUGACUCUGCCUGGGUUGCGCUUUGACAUGAGCAAGAUCAGCAUUUCUGAGACUGGUGUGUUUGAUAUUUUUGACGCUCUGGAUGACCCAAUGGAUCCAGCUAAUUCCCACUGCCUCAUCCCCAUAGAAGAAGCAGAAGGUCAUUUUCUCUUGGUGGUAGGAGAAGAUGAUCGCAAUUGGAAGAGCUCUUUAUUUGCCAAGAUGGCAAUUGAGCGCCUGCGCCAACAUGGGAAGGACAACUUUAAACUCUUGAGUUAUCCAGGAGCAGGCCACCGAAUCGAUCCACCCUUUUUGCCAUUUUGCUCAGUAGCCCUGGACUGUGUCCUAGGGUUGCCCAUUCUGGGUGGUGGGGAGAGAAGAGCACAUGCCCAUGCACAGGAACAUUCCUGGGGGAAGAUCCAGGAGUUUCUGCACUUACAUUUGGGAUGAACACCUCAUUACCUGAAAGCUGCCAAUAAAUUGCAGGGAGCUGAGAGAGGAGCCACCCAAGGGAGUAGAGGACUGGGGGAAAAGUUAAAUAUGCAUUUCUUGAUCAAAUGACAACUCAGUGGCAGGUGUAAACACGGAGAUGGGUGAGGAUUUAUUUAAGGUGGUGGAAGGGGCAAUAGCUAGGAGUAUUGGGGAGAAAUGGAACAAUGGAAAACUUCAGGGUUCAUGUUAGUAAAGGUUUCCUGAUGCCAAGAUCACUUUAGACUGGGAAAUAAUCACCCAAGGAAGGUGGUAGAAGUCCCCUCGCUUACAGCAUGUAAAGGAGCCCAGCAACCUGGCCAGGCCUGCAGAGAAUGGCAGUUGAGGAGACUCACCUGCACUGAGUGGAAUGAUGGUAGCCCAAGAUAAGAUUUUGAAACAGCCAUGCCCUGUGAGCUGGACAUGUUUGGCUCACCCUUUGGGACUUGAAUCCAUUAGUUCAGCCCAGAUGUCUUCCACUAGCAUGUGUCCCCCACAGAGCACUCUAUUUUAAAGCUGUAACUGUUUGCUCUGCCUGCUUUGGAAAUCUUUUCUAUUUGAAUUUUAUUUGGGGUGCAUACCUGGAUACAUGUGUCUAACAUCUUGAUGUUGGUUAUCAGCUUUCAGCAAGCACAGCCAAUGGCUCCUUACACAGCCAAUUGGUUGCAAAGAAAGAUGAAGUGUUUUCAAUGCCUGCUAAUGAGAGGGGUAGUGCCAGCAGUGAUUUACUAGUUGAGUAUUCAAGAGGGACUCAUCUCUAUCUGUGGUGUCUUAGGCUGGAAUCUAAUACUUGGCUAGUGGAUAUUACAGUUCCACUGGAUAGCUUGGUUAAAUGCAGUUUUGUUAUAUGCAUUGAUAUAUUUCCUUCUUUCUUCCUGCAGUUCAGUCUUCUAACUGCCUGUUUUUAAAGUAGUAAUGACUGUUGUUAAAUGAGGAAUGUGAAGAAGCCAGUUUUUGGAACUGCCUAGUAAUGGAUAGUGGCCGUCAGUAGCCAUUGGAUACUGAAUAGCUGAUACUGAUAACCACUAUUGAGAGGAGCGGAGGAGCAGAUGGAUGAUUU